Messenger RNA from Ruditapes philippinarum (Manila clam), 15327 nucleotides. RefSeq names its product mucin-3B-like. Lineage: Eukaryota; Metazoa; Mollusca; Bivalvia; Venerida; Veneridae. The record is from RefSeq and is a predicted model, not a curated record. The transcript is spliced from 11 exons. The coding region runs from base 49 to 3909 and encodes 1286 amino acids.
UGUGACGUCACGUUCGGUUAUUCCCGAAAUUAGAAAUAGAAAAGGAAAAUGGCGACCCUGGACGAUAGUCCGUCGCUGUUUUCGGGUCAACAAUGGACAGAUUGGGCUGAUUCUGUUUUACUAGAUAAUGAAAUUGAAUCUACUGAAUGUGAUACUGCUGACGAGAGCACAGAUACAGAUAGCAUGAAGUUGAAGAUUGAAGACAUGCCAUUGUUUGGACUGUGCCCUUCCAGAGAUGAAUUUUAUUUGGUUGUCUGUGACAAAUGCCAUCAAGUUUUGAAACCACAAGCAUUUCAAGGACAUCUUGAAGUACGUCAUGAUGGUAAAGGGGGAUAUACAACAACAUCUUCAAAGAUUCAUCAGUCAUCAAGUCGACAUUCUGUCUCAUCAAAAUCUCAUUCAAAAUCUCACUCAACCUCAAAAUCUCACCGUUCAUCGCACUCUAAAUCGCACAGUUCACCGAGCAAAAAUUCACAUCGUUCUCAUGCUCAUUCGCGAUUAAAACCUCAUGUAGAAUUAGAACACUCAGGGCCAGAAAUUCACGCAGAUGUGGCCAGUAGAGUUGAAGACACUAAGUCUGUAAAGUCAGCAAAGGCCAGUGUCAAAGAGCCCCCACUGUCGUUUGAAACUGUCACGAAGGUGGGGGCUGAAGCAGAGACUGAAUUAGUUACUGACAGUAAACUUCAAAAUACAAAUAACAUGCCUGUUGUGAAAAUGGAACGUAUUCCAGAAACAGUAGCCAUGAAAAAACAGAUGGACUCAACAGGUAGUGCAAGGACUUCUCCAUUGACUAACGGAGCCAUUCGUGGCUCAAAGUCUCCUCCGUUGUCAAUGCCUGUUAUUACCGAUACCGAAGAAGAUAUUAAACCGUCCCUUACAUCAAUGCCAGUGUUAAAUGCCACUGAUUCAGACGAUUUAUUGUAUCUGGAAGACAUGGAUACAGUUCCAGUGUCGGAGAUUAAUAGUGCGGUCAGCUCCAUAUUGGAGCCAGUGUCACCUGCUUCGGAGUCAGAUACGGAUAGGUUUAUUGCUUUAGCAACAUCUUCGAGUACCAUAACAACAAAUACGGUGACAAUGGCCUCAAUAACAACUUCAACGACUUCUGUUACUAAUGUGAUAAAUACAAACUCCAGUUUCACUUUUGGAAGCAUGGGACGGCCAUCUCUUCCAAUGGGUAGUAUUCGCGUAAACUUUUCAACCAGUGGUGUUCUUAGUACUAUAACCGGUGAUGGUAAUAAUAAUAAUAAUUCAAGUAGUGUUAAUAAAUCUGCAGUUACAACUAGUGAGUCGGCACGAACUAAUAUCUGCAGUAACGGAAGUAUGGAAAGCACAAUAAGUGAUAUUGUGAAAUCGGCUGUACAUUCAGGGAAUACUGGUGGCUUUAAAAGUCUAACGCCAUUAAUAGCUAGUCCUAGAAAGACAAAUGGGCUUGGCAAUAUAAAUAGUUCUUUCAAGUCUCCCCAGAAACUUGGAAAUGUUGGAAAAUCUUCUAGCAGCUCAAAUUUAUCAAAGACCGGAUCAAAACUUAGCCCUGGCUCGUCAAAUUUGAUCAAGUCGUCUAGCUUGGGAAGUGUAACGGGUGGAUCAGAAUCAGGGUCCAGUUCAAACAACUCCUCCGUGGCAAACGCUGAAGCUAUUAAAAAGUUUCAGCUACUCAAUAAACCAGAUAAAAUCAUACCACUUAAAGAUCGUGAAUAUGAUCCCAAUAAACAUUGUGGAGUGGUAGUGGCUGAUACAGGGAAACCAUGUACAAGGUCUCUCACUUGUAAGUCACAUGCGUUAUCAUUGCGAAGAGCCGUCAAUGGGAGACGACUCUCUUUUGAUGAUUUACUAAAAGAGCACAGGGAGGCGAAAGAGGCGUAUCAGAAGGCUAAGGUAGAAAGCAAGGAAGCCACAGCAAAACUCAAAGCUGCUCAGGCAGCCAGCAAGGGGCAUGGAACUCAUAUUCUCACACCUCAUGGCAAACUCCAUAAUCUCAGCACAGUUACCUCCCCUGUUCUUAAAACGGCUGGUCAAGCUAAUCAGUGUUUGAACAAGGAGAAUAAAUCACUGUCGAACCCAGUAUUUCCCGCGUCAAAACCACCAGUACUAUCAAGGGCAGCUUCAAUAUCAUCUCACAGGCUUAGUUUAAGCAGUAUUGGUUCACCAUCAUCAAACGAUGAACUUCAGUCACCUACAGGAAAAUCAGGGGAUAAACUUCCUGGUGAAGAUUCUGAUGACAACUCAUUUACCUCAUACCAUCCCAGGCCUAUAGCAGCAUGUUCAUUUGGUGCUAGAUACCAUAAUAAUUACGGCAGUGGGUUUGGGUGUUAUACUUUUGGUCGCAGGACAGACCAUUUACGGGCAGCAUUCCUAGAUCUGCUGGAAAAACAUUCGAAUCCUCCACCACCAAAAAAACUUUGUGUUGAAGCAAACUUGCCUAGAGAACAAGACAACUUACAAACGAACACUGAUCCCUAUGAGUUUAGUUUUCAUGACCCGAGUAGAAAUCAUAUCAGUCAGCAGAUAUUGCAGGGACCUGGAGGACUUAUUACGUCUGCUGUCCCAAAUAAGGUUGUAUCAAAGCAGAAGACAAAACCUGUUACUUUGAGCACAAGUAUAGGAGCAAUAUCUGGAAGUAAACCGAAGUUAAAAGACAGUUUCUUGUUGUCAAAAGCUCCAAGUAUUAGUGGCAGUUUGACACCAGGACUUCUCACGAGUUCUUCGGCAAAGAAACGGAGAAGUAGCGGAAGUGCUGGGUCACAUAGUGUUAUUAAUCAGUCAAGUUUAGGACACACUCUAGUCUCCGCCUCGGCCCCAAAUAGUAUUUUUGCAAGCGUAGGGUCGUUAAAUAAUGCAACCGGAGGGGCACAGCAACAGCAGUUUGCUAUUGCUUUACCGAGCGGUGUCAAUAUUAGUCAAUUAGUGGCCAGUGGGAAUUUGAAACCUGGAAAUAAAAACAAUGUGAUAAAAGAUACGAUGGGGUUUGUUGUGACGGGUAUUCCCCAAGAAGCUUUACUCAAUGGACAGAUAGUGAAUAUCACAAACUCUCAAUUGUCCAGUGAUUUAAAUACAAACCAAAUUCAGACUGUGUCUCAGGAAGAAAGUAAUAAACCAAUACAGCAAAUAAAUGUGAUAACCAGUAAACAUGUACAGCCCAAGUUUAUAAAUAGCAGCAUGGAUUUACGUGCUCUGCAGACAGGGAAAGGUAACUUGAUAACAGGGCUGCCCCCCAAUGCAGUACUCCUUGACAGCAACUUACAGCCUGGUGCCGUGUUGCAGCCAUUGACGCUGACGACAUCGUCCGGUAAUCCGGUAAUGUCGGUAAACAGUGCUGUGCUGAAUCAACAGCAUCAGAAUCAUAGUGCUGCUUCUAGUCAAUUUAUAAGAUCUAGCUCAGAUGGCCACCAAGUGUCCACAUCUCCUUUACCAAAUGGUGUAGUUACUAAUGCUACUGACAAAGAUAUAUUGAUGUCCCAACAACGCCACACUGUGUUCCAGCCUAAAGGUAUAUCCCAGUCUGCAUUACCUCAACAGACGCGGGGAACCGUCCAACAGGCAUCUCAUAUAUUCACUGGAGCCCAGCUCCACAAUCAAAACUUCACGUUCCAGACACCAAGUUCGUCAACUCUGACCAGCCAGAUAAGUGCUAACGCUAGUCAGGUGCUGCCAAAUCAGCUGACACAGUUACAGGUUAAAAAUAGCAGUCUUCAAAAGGCAGGCACCAUAAAUAAACUAAAUAUGCAGCCAGUGUCGAUUACAAUUCCAUUCGUUACCCAAAAUAACCUCGGUGGAGUGGAGAUGGGGGUUGGAGGACAACAACACGGACAUACAUUAUUCAUUACUAGUGAAGAUGCACAAAAGCAGGGAAUUCACUUACAGCAGCCGGACCAACCUACUCAAAACUCACCCAGUUCGCUCAUUUCAUAGCACAGGAUGUGCACAAGUUAUGAUGAUGUCAUCAGAAUAUGAUGUCAUAUUCUGAUGAUAUCACCCUGUCUUGUGCUAGUAUCAGUGUAUAACAGUGUAUUGUUGAUAUUCAAAAAGCUUGCGGUGAUUUUUAUGACUGAGACGGGCUGCCAUAUCAAAGGUCAAACAUUUCAAAAACUUACUUACAUCAUAUUCUGUCAGACUAGCCAUUUAGAAGUUUGUUUAAGAUGGUCAGGGCCAUGUUAAGAAUUUUGUUUUUACAGUUUUUUUGUUAAUUUAUAUUUUUUCCAUCUAAACUCUUGUCAAAAAAAAUGUUAUGUACAUAUAAAAUUGAUGGGAAUUAUAUAUAAGGAUACUUUAGUCAUAAUUAACCUCUCCUAAUUUUGGUGUUCACAAUUUGCAUAAUAAAUAUAUGUUGGUUUAAAGGAUGUACGAGUGAAUUCCUUUUCUGUUUCUUUGAAUUUUUUUUCUAUUUUGUUUUUAAAGCUGCACAGCUCCAGAUUCGUGCUAAAAUUUAACAAAAUUUCGAAAGUGUUUUAAGGCCUUUUUUGCUUGAGAUAUAAUAUCAUGUUUAUUUCUCAAAAACUUUUAGUUUUGGUAUCUUGUUACAGUUUCCAAAACAUUACUCAUUUGCCAUAAAGAUGAACUAACAUUUGCUGCUUCAAUUGCUAUAUUAGCAAUUGGUAUAAUUAUAGUGAAUUAGUAUUUUUGUAUGGAAGUCAAAAUACUACUUUAUUUACAUCUUGCUGCCUUUAUGACAUAUUGCUGCACAUUCAACACUACUUUCUUCAUUUUGUUAAACAUCUAACAUGUUCUAAAUCCAGUAUAAAAACAUUUUAAACACAUGUUUGGCAUUUCUAAAGAAUUUAAAAUUACGGAUUUUUGAGGCAUAGUUUGCCUUUAAAAUGCUAAAGCAGAGUUAAGUAAUUUUAAACCAGUAUAAAAUAGUGACAAAGUACAUGUAGAUGGAAAAAAGCAUAAAGAAUUUAUUGUUAUACUACAAAUAAUCUAAACUGUGUAAAAAUAAACAUUUUUAAAAGCCCCCAUACCCCAUUAGUUAUGAAAAUAUGAAACUUUGUCGUAUAUAUUUUAUAUAGCAUGUAAGGCAUCAAAUAGAUUGUCAGUUUUAUGACUGUAUCUGUGCACUUCACCACCUUUCCAUUAUAGAUUUUUUGAAAUUUUGUUUGCUCAUCUGGGGGUCAUUCAACUUUUAAGUUCAUUCAAAAAUUGUAAAUUAUGGAACGUCGGUGGUUCUACUCAGGUGCCCGUUCGUGCCUGAAAUAAUGCACGGAAGGGCACCUGAGGUCUUCCUCCACCAGUAAAGCUGCAACGUUGCCAAAUGACCUAUACUGUGUCGGUGUGACGUAAACCCCAAACAAACAAACAAACAAAAAUUGUAAAGGUCAUAAGGCAGCUCGCUUACUUUACUGGUGAAGGAAGACAUCUAGUCCCCUCUGAGCAUUUAUUUGUGGCACGAGUGGGGUACCUGGGUCAAACCAUCAACUUUAUGCAAGCUAGCUUGAUAGCUUCCUAGCCUUUCUAUUUAAGUUGAUUAUUUUAAUGUGCUAGGAAACAUGUGCCCCAUACUCAUGAAUAAAAGUAAGUUGGUAUAUUGUCACAUUAGUGCAGUAAUGGGUUAAUUAUUUAUGUAAUUUAAUAGAAGGUAAAUCUUAACUGCACUUAGGUGACAAUAUAUUGAUUAUGAUUAGCAUAAUAAAUCCUUUAAUGGCAUACUUUCUCUAAAUAUUUGUAAUUAAGAACAUGUUGAAUGGUUCAAGUAAUAUUUCCAAAUCCACAUUUAAUUAACAAUAAAAGGAACAUAUCAGAUUCAUAGUGAAGGUGUUUAUUGAAAAAAUGUUUAUGUAUUAAGAUUAUAAAAUGGAUUUUAUUUACUUAUGUUUGACCUUUGACCUGGCAGCCAUCUUUGUUGUAGUUUUGACUUGUGAUUGGUGGUCAUUGUUUUAUAUGCACAUAAUAUCGUUAAGAGCUUGGUCAUGCCUACCAUACAUGUAUAUUCUAUUCUGUAAAUGUAAUGUUAAAAGGUCCCCCCACCCCCACUUCCCCUCCCCCUCCUACUAUUUAUUAAAUUAUCUGUUAUGAAUAGUAACUAUUUAAUAUAAAGAUCUGUGCAGUGUAAAUUGGUAACUUAUUAUUACUACAUUUAAUUGACAAUUUUCCGAUGUAUACAUGUAUCUGUCUCCAUAAGGAAAAAUGAGCUGUGUCAUGACAAAACCAUCAUAGUGCGUUUGCGACCAGCAUGGAUCCAGACCAGCCUGCGCAUUCGCGCAGUCUGAUCAGGAUCCAUGCUGUUCGCUUACCAACUCUAUUACAAGUAGAGAAACUGAUAGCGAACAGCAUGGAUCCUAAUCAGGCUGCGCUGAUGUGCAGGCUGGUCUGGAUCCAUGCUGGUCGCAAACCCAUUAUGUUGGUUUUGUCAUGACGCGGCUCAAAUGUAUUUUAAAUAUAUUUAUCUUUAAUAUUGAUAGGCCAAGUUAAAAUAUUUUAAGUGCAUUACUCCAGUGACUCUGUUUAGUAAUAAGUUUAUUAAAAGUUUAUGAUAUUUUUUGUAUACAAUUCUUGUUAUAAUACUGUUUAUUUAUAAGAUGGAAUUUUAAGAGUCACAAUCAUUAAAGGGACUCCACUGAGGUUUUAUGACAUGAUGGGACUGAAAAUAUUUUUUCCAGAUAAAUGUACCAUUUUAUGUAGCUUUAGACCACUAAUCUUUGUUCAAAAUUUCAGAUCAUUCGCUCACUUUGUUUUUUCCAGAAUAAUUAUUCAAAUUGUAAAAAAAUGACCCAAAAUGAAAAGCGUUUAAACGCUUUUCACUCAAAUUGGGCUAUGAAAAGCAUAAAAAUAUGAUUUUUAAUUUAUUUCAAAGUAUAUUUCCUAACUAUCUUUGCAUAUAUUUAUGUUUAAAGUGCCCCAGCUCAUUUAUGUAAGAAAUUCAAAUGUUAUGUUUUUAGGCUUUUAAACCUCAGUAGAGUCCCUUUAAAGGUUUUUGUGUCACCUGCUACAGAUUAGCGACAACAUAUAGGGAUCACUAUAUAGUUUAUGAAAGAAAAAAAUACAUUCUGUAUUGACCCCAAUUUGACAUUGGAAUAAAGCACUGUACUUCUUAGUUAAUUCUCAAUUGGAUAUUAUUUGCUCUUUUGAGAGACCAGAAUUCAAGAUUAAUGUAUGUAGCAAUAUAUGUACAUUCUUCAGACUUUUUAAAUAUACCCAUUUUCAUGCACAAAUUUACUUUACUUUUAAAGCUUACUUUUAAAGCUGCAUGCCUCCAGAUGAGAAAAACCAAGUUUCUAAAAGAAAAAAGAAAAAAUACCUUAUAAAAGUAUGUAGAUAUUUCAGAAUUGUAAAAUUUUUUAGAGUUCAUGUGAUUUUUUGCAUGCUUAAUACAACAUAUUGCUGAACUUACUUUUCUAGAAAUCAUUUUUUUUUUAUUCAUUACCAGUUUCUACCCAGUAACUAACUUGUUAUAUUGUAAAGUUUAUUUUGGCAAAUUUUAACAAGUUAUGUAUAAUUCCUGUAAACCAUGGAUUCACCAGGCUAUUUUGAAUUAAUUUUAUUGUAUAUUUGACAAUGUUGUUAUUAUUUAGUAGUCUUUCUUAGUUUUCAUAAAAGGAAAUGUAACUCUGGAGGCAUGCUUCCUUAAAGAUACCAGUAUUAUAAUACAUCAUUAAUGAAGAAAAAGAAAAAAAUUUCUACAAAGUUGUUUUAAAUAAAAUAAAAUAACUACCUCACAUGUUUUUCUGAAUACACUGACCGAAAAAUACUUGUCUGACUGGCAGAAUACAUUAUUGAAAAACAAAAUCUGAAACAAAACAUUGACAAUCAAUUCUUCUUUCAAUAAUGUUCACAUUUUGAUUUAUAUUGAUUUAUAUUGAUAAAGAAAGAAGUGAAGUGUACAUGAAUGACUUUCAGUUUAUCUUUUCUUUUCUUUUUUUGGCUCCAGAUAUUCAUAUGUUGGAUAUAUACCUAAUUUCCGCUUGCUCAUUAUUGAAAUACUGUGUUUUUAUCAGUGGGAUAUGAUUUAUAUUUCUCAUUGCAAUAAAGUUUCCUGAUAUUAUGAAACAGAAAUUUAUUACUACAAGGUUAAUUUUUUCUGUCACAUCGUUAGGUAGGUACAGUAAUAAGUUAACCACUUUUAAUUUAUCAUUGGGCUUAACUUGUUAAUGCAUGAAAUUAAAAUCAAAUAAAAGUAUUGUGUUAUAUUUUUCAUAGAUACUGAAUAUAUCUACUGCUUUUAAGUGUGACAUUCUUCUUUAUUUACAUUUGUGCAAUGUGCCUGUGGUAAUAUUUGAAAUUUUCCCUACACAGUGAGCGAUAUAUACACUACACAGUGAGAUAUAAACUUGUGUACUCACAGCAAAUAAAUAUACCAUUAAUACUGUGAAACAGAUGACUUAAUAUUCUAAUUAAACAUUAAUAUUCUUUUUUUUUCAAACCAUGUAUUUUCAUUUGAAAUAGAAAUGUAGUUUUAAAGAAUUUUACAGUAUCAUUCUAGAAAAUAGUAAGGAGGUUUUUUAAUGUUUCCACCUUUCUGUCAACACGUUUAUUAUCCCCCGCCGAUGGAAUCGGGAGGGGGAUAUAGUUUUGGCGUUGUCAGUCCUUCCGUCCGUCCAUCCGUCCGUCCGAAUUUCGUUUCCGGAGUAGUUCUCUGCAACUACUGGCUGGAAUUCAAUGAAACUUUAUGGGAAUCAUCAAUAUCAAGAGGAAAUGCGCAUAUCAUCGACUUGUUCCGGUCCGACACUUUAACUCAGAGUUAUGGCCCUUGAUUAGUUAUGCAGUAUUCAUAUAGAGUAAAAAUCGUUUCCGCGCUACUUCUCUGCAACUACUGGCUGGAAUUCAACAAAACUUUAUCGGAACCUUCAAUAUCAAGAGGGGAUGCGCAUAUCGUCGGCUUGUUCCGGUCCGACACUUUAACUCAAAGUUAUGGCCCUUGAUUAGUUAUGCAGUAUGCAUGUAGAGUAAAAAUCUUUUCCCGCGCUACUUCUCUGCAACUACUGGCUGGAAUUCAAUGAAACUUUAUUGGAACCUUCAAUAUCAAGAGCGGAUGCGCAUAUCGUCGGCUUGUUCCGGUCCGAUACUUUAACUCAGAGUUAUGGCACUUGAUUAGUUAUGCAGUAUGCAUAUAGAGUAAAAAUCGUUUCCGCGCUACUUCUCUGCAACUACUGGCUUGAAUUCAACGAAACUUUAUGGGAACCUUCAAUAACAAGAGGAGAUGCGCGAAAUCGUCGCUUUGUUUGGGUCAGACAUUUCAACUCAGAGUUAUGGCCCUUGAUUAGUUAUGCAGUAUGCAUAUAGAAAAAUAUUUGUUUCUGCGCUACUUCUCUGCAACUACUGGCUGGAAUUUAAUGAAGCUUUAUUGGAACCUUCAGUACAAAGAGGAGAUGGGCAUAUCGUAGCCUUGUUUGGAUCAGACAUUUUAACUUUGAGUUAUGGCCCUUGAUAACUUAUGCAGUAUACAACCAGAGCAAUAAUCGUUUCCGUGCUACUUCUCUGUAACUACUGGCUGGAAUUCAAUGAAACUUUAUGGGAUACGAAGAGGAGAUGUGCAUAUAGUCGCCUUGUUUCGGUCAGACACUUAUAACUAAGAUUUAUGGCCCUUGAUUAGUUAUGCAGUAUGCAUACAUCUCAUUGGCAUUUCCAGAUAUUUCUAUUUAACACAGAGUUAUGGCUCGGUUAUUGCCCUGAAUAUUUAUCAAGUUCAAAGAAUAUUACUGUUUAUGCCAUGAUAAAUAUAUAAAUAAAGCCUUAUGUCUUCAGUUGUUGUGUUAGUAAUAACCAGUACUCGGCGGGGGAUAUAAAUUCAACGAAUUUGCUUGUUUCUGUUGUUUUGCUUAACUGGAAAGACGUUAUAGAUAGCAUACAUAUUAUUAUGUAUGCAAAUAAAAAAUAUCAAAACACUUAUCAAUUGUGAUUUUUGUAACAUUCUACAGAUUUGUGCUAAGAGUUAUGUACCCUUUAUUGGUAUAAUUACCUGUACAUGCAUAUUAUCAGGCCCCUCACUAAAUUUUGUUGUAUUUUUCUAUCUUGAAAAUUAUUUUUUACCUUGGUUUAUUAUUGGUUAUUAUUAAAGAAUGGUAUUGAACAGGUUUAAAAGAUGGGUACACUACUUGUAUACAAAGUGACAUUACGCUCAUUUUUUUCGCUGAAAAGUCAAGUUUAAUUAGUUAUAUUUUUCAGAAGAUUGGUAAUGGCCAUUGACCAAUACUUUAUGAUGAAAAAUCUUAAUGAUCAAUAUAAAAGCUAUGUAAAUUAUAAAACAACUGCCCCACUCUGUAUAAGAAUUAAGCAUUACUAAUACAGUUUAAAAAUAAUUUCCAUUGGCCACAUGGAUUAUUGAUUAUAUUUUUCAUAGUGAAAUAUAAAAUUGAGCAUAUUCAUGGCAAAAUGUUUAAGUUAUUUUUAUAUUUACCUUUUCACUGUCCCUUUACACCUGGAUUGGAAUAAUUUCACUUUAAAAGAUGUUGUUAUAAAUAUGUAUACAUAUAUAUAAUGUGUUAAUGCAGGUGAUUUGGGUUGAUAUUACAUAAGAACAUUGUGAUACUAUUUCAACUGAUAUUAUAAACUCAAUUAACAAUGGAAAUCCAACAUAACAUUAACAAUUUGAUUCACAAAAUGAUAAUUAAAAAAUGAAUGAUAUCUUUUUUUUUUGCAAUUAAGUUGAUAAGAAAUAAGAAUAUAUAACAUGUAAAUUAAGUUACUUCUGACCAGAAUACUUCAAGUUUACUGAGAUUUUAAAAUCAUAGUCUUCCUUUAUCCAGUGAAAUGUAAAUUGAGUAUAAGGGAUAGAAGCUAGGUCUUAUAUUUAAGGGGUGAAAUAAGGUUUAUUUGUGAUGUUAGGGAUAAAAAAUUAAGUUUAGGAUAAAAAUUUAGGUCUAUAGGUUUUAAGAUAAAACAAAAGGGUUAUAUAUGAUUUACGUGAUAAAGUUUUGGGUAUAUAUGAUGAAGAAAAAAAAAAGUUUUUUAUUCAGGAUUUCAAUGGAUAAAAAAUAAGGUUUUUACUGAAUUUUAGGUAUUAAAAUAGAAUUAAAUAGAAUUUAAGUGAUAAGAAAUAAGAUUAUUUAGGAUUAAUCUAAUAAAAAUAAGGUUUUUUCUUUUCAGGAUUUAUCUGAUAAAAAUUAGGGUCAUGAUAAAAAUUAGGGUUUGAAGAUAAAAGUUGGGGUUAUACAAUGUUGGAUCAAUUAACUGCUGUGAAAUUAUUGAAAUACAAUUGGGAGAUAAAACUUUACUGCUUCAAGCCAUAGAUAUACAUAUCAUUGCAAUAUAUAUUUAUCAUUUAAAGUCUUAGAAUACAUAUUUUACUGAGUCACAUGUGGAGAAUUUGGUUAUAACUGGUUAGUUAUCCAGAAAAGCUGGUAGGGUGGGCCGGAAGCAGAAAUUUGACCAAAAAUGUGUUCAAAUGAACUUAUUUCACAGAUUUGAGCUGUCUUUAAAGAAAUCUGUUUUUGGUUGAUUGCUUUCUAUUGCCCAGUAUUCUUCUAUAUUUCCUAUUUAUAUAAUAUCUGUCGAAAAUUAUCAUGAAAUGGCCAAUGUAACUUUCAUACUCACUUAUACCAUACCUUGCUUUUUUCUACUUUUUGAAAAACAAACUUCUUGGAAUUUAUUUGUGUGUGUCAUUAUUAUUUUAAAUAAAGCAUGAUAAUAGUUUUGGGUUUCAGGGAGGUUCAAUUUUGUAUAUCUUUUACACAGUCUGCGUGCAGUAGUGAAACAAUUUACACUGAAGGGUGUUCAGAAUCAAAGGAAAAGAUAACCAAAUUUUGGAGUUUUUUUGCAUAAAAUUUAUAUAAAAGUAAUAUGUUAUCAUUGUGUUAUUUGUACAAAGGAGAAGAAAUACACAGAAAAAAGCACACACCCACAAUACUGUCUGUGUCUAAAAUAUAUAUUUUGUGCCGAGAAAAAUAACGGAAAAUUACUUGUUUAAAAGAUGAUACUUUUUGCUUGCUAUAUUGGUUUUAUAAAUGGCAAAUAAGAAAAGAAUUAUUGAAAUGCCUUAAUAAGGAAGAAGAAAAUUUUGUGUCAUUAAUGACUGUGGAUGCUGACUAUAAAGAAGUAUAUCAAAUUUAGAAUAUAAAAAUAUGCUCAACUUUUUUUCUUCUAUGGUUUUAGGGAAGAAGUAUGUUUAAAACUCCUAAACUAUUUCUGUUAUAAUUUAUAACACUGUACUGGCAAGAUUUUAAAUUUAAGAUGCCAUAUUUGUUGAGACACAUACUCGGAUUUCUAAUGAUUUGUGGCACAUUAAACACUAGUCCAACACAAAAGUUUUUAUAGCCUCUAUAUCAAGAUUAAUAGUUAUAUAAAAAUGGAUUUUGUAUAAUAUUUUAUUACAUAUAAAUAUAUAUAUAUACAAAUACAAAUGUAUGUAUACAUUUCAAUACAAUAUUCAAAAGGAAGGGCCAAAAUUAAUUGGAACACCAUUGGGGCCCUUCCCUAAUAUAAAAAGGAUUUAUCCCUCUUAGGGUGCUGUAUUCACUGUACAGAAUGAUUUACAACUAAAUUUUUCAUAUGUAUUGUUGCAAAUAAAUUGAAGAAAAAAAAUACAAAUUCGGUGUGUGUUGCCCAUUAUUGGAAAUACAUUGCAACAUUGUAAGUGUGUGUUAAGUUUAUAUUUUUUUUCUUGUAUAUCUAAGACAUUUCACUUGAAAUCUGGUGACAUCAUUGACCUGAGCAAAAUGUGAUAUUUUUAUGUGUGUUUGUAUUUUUUUAUAGUAUUUCUAGUUUAUAACUAUAUUUAUGGAUUUUCUUAUCAGACAUUUCACAUUGACUUAUUUAAGUUUAUGUAAAUAUUAUGGUAUAUUUGGAAAAUUAAUGUAAGCUGUUAGUUAUUUAAAUUAGAGAGGGUAACAGAGAGGGAGAAAUAGCAGGGGCUGCGACUCAAACUCCUGGUAAAGAUCUUGCUAUUAGAAGCCUCUGCACAAUUAACUGGUGCCUGAUCAAAAUCGCUGGAUUUACCUGGAAAUGUGUGUAACAGAAGGUCAGUCUUGGCUAAUUUCACCCACUAUAAGGGCAGUGUUUGGGCCAGGGUUACAAUUGGCUGAUACAUGAAAUUGUUAACAUGCUUAACAAAAUUAAACUUGUUCUUAAGACCACCUUAAGUAUAGUGAAAAAUAACUUGUCAGUAAAGUUCACUAUAAUAUUUUCAACUGUAAACAACUAGAAUGGGAAAUAUGUUGAUUUCGGAGACCACCUUCUUAUGAUCUUCCUCACUUUUCUCAAGACUCUUCUCUGUAAACAGAAUUGACUGUAUCUGAAAAUUAUUCAUUGAAGCAUAUUCAUGUAGUUAACAGUUUGACCUUUUUCUGCCUUGCUCUCACACUUAGAAUGCCUUUAAGACACUUCAUUUGUUGAUUACCUUACAUAGUCACCUACAUUUUGGUAGGUUUGUGUGAGUGUGGUUUGUCCAAGGUCAAGGUUACAAAUGCUAAAAAUAGAUUAUUUCUCAUAGUGAGAGCACAUUUUAGUUUUGCCAAAGAUAUAUGUUGGAACAUCCAUUGCUGUUACAGAUAUUAUUGUCUUAACAUGUUAAUAUCUAUACUUUGAUGUAGAACUCUACAGAUUGCUUAGUACAUAUUUGGUUUAUGAAAUGUGGUAACAAGUUCUUCAUAUUUGCACUACGUUUUUGCAAAUUUACUAUUUUAAGGCAACAAAUUGAUUGAAUACUUCUCAACUUUUGCAUAUUGUUAAGAAAUCUUGGAUAUUUUUUGUGAAAACCAAACUUGAAAUGAUAUACCAAACCAUAAACCAUGGAAAUGAUCAUGUCCUGGUGAAUGAGAUGAAGUUGAAAUGAAAUAAUAAUACUGAAUUUGUAAGUGGAAUGUUUUUUUGUUUUUAAACAAGACAAGUGAAACCUCUUAGUUAGGCGCUGAAUUUGGCAACCAAAAACGUAUUUUUAUUCUCUGUUAUUUUCAAAUGUGGUUAUUUCUUAAUCUUAAGUAAAAUGCUAUUUACAAAAAUUAUAGUUUUAUUACGAUAUUAAUGCAGUCUUUUUUUAACACUGUUGUAUUUUGUAAAUUAAAUUAUUGGCACAAAAGAGCUAUCAUAUUAGGCUAUAUUGACAUUUUAACAGGUUUAUUAUUUAUAACUAAAAGUCUUUUUGAAGAAUCAAAUUUGAUUACAACUAACAUGCUUAACUUUUCCAUCCUGUCCUCAUACCACUUUCAUUUAUUGGCAGAUAUCCAAGUUGCUUUAUGUGUUGGUUAGUACCUUGGUAAAUUCCUUCCAUGGACCUCUCAUUUUAAGUAGAUAGUCAGGUUAAUUGGGUCAAGAUUAGAGGUCAAGGUCACUGAGGUUAAAAAAUGAAAUUUGGUCAAGGUCACUGAGGUUAAAAAUAAAAUUGGGUCAAGGUCACUGAGGUUAGAAAUAAAAUUGGGUCAAGGUCACUGAGGUUAAAAAUAAAAAAAAAUCCCAGCUUAUUUCUAAUAGUCUGGCCAUGCGUUUACCAUUGCCAAAUAAGCAUAAGCAUCCAUUCACCCAUUGGUGUUUCUGAAAUUCUUGUUUCAUAUGAAGUGUGAAUGUUUUUUUAAACUGUUACACCUUAUUUAUUAAUUAUUGGAAAUAAGAAUGAGUAAAAUUAUCAUUAGUGGAACCCCUUUUAUGUUAAGGCAUGUGGAUUUAUUUAAAAGGAUGUAAUUUGAAAAUACAGUUAGAAUUUGUUGAGUCUGUGAUAUUUAGAAGUAAAGUAACAGAUAACUAGUAAAUCUUUUUUCCCCAACUUUAUGUAAUUUUACAAUGGGUAAAAGAAUGAUUUGUGUAGUUGGAUCCAUUCCAGUUGAGUAGAAGAUAAUACAUGUAUACUCUGUUAAGGUAGUAAAUUUGAGGCACAAAAGGUAGAGUAUUAAAUCGUGAGAACAUGGAUUUUUAUAUUUUUUUUCAUAGUAUACGUUGACUGCAUUGGCUUUUAUUGAAAUGUUUAUAUAAAAUCUCUCCAAAUUGCAUCUUUUAAAAGGUAUUAUUAAUGCCCUUUAAUCUGGCCGAAAAGAUUUCAUUGUCAUUAAAACAUAGCAAGGGUUUAAAGAAUAGUUGUAUGUAACUUAGAAGUGUCAUUGAUUAAUCCACCUUAAACAAACCGUCAACUUCCAAUGGUACCUAUAAAUCAAUCCCAAACCAUGUAUUUUUUGGCCUAAUUAAGGUUCAUUGAAUAUUUUGUUAAGCAUGUAUUGGUCAUGACAAAUUUUGUGAAUUUUUGUAAGAUUUUUAUUUUUCGCACCAUUUCCAUGUAAUGUUAAUAUACUGGUCAUUAAAUGGCUCAUGCACCUCCCCUGCACGUUGUUAUGCAUUUAUUAAACAUGUAUCAUAGUUUGAAUUGUUGAAUGUCUUUGACCUUUUGUUUUGUAGAAAGAUACUCUUGUUAAAUUAAAUUUAUACUAAAGUAUGAAAAAUGUAAAAAUAAAGAAAACAUUUUCCUAAAUGAAACAA